GAAGAAGAAGGAAAAAAAAAAGGAUAGAGAAGAAAGGCAGGUCGCUGCUGUUGACGGCGGGGGAGGAGAGUGAGGUCAUUAAUAGUCUGGUAAAUGCUAUCUAGUGCGAGUGGCAGCAUCUUUGGUCAGAAUUCUGCCCAACGGGCUGGAUUUGUGUCUAAGGACUGUCCCGGCUGCCUGCGUGGGGUCAACCACCUUCACACUCACAGACAAUGGCUGCAGAAGACAGGCACAGCAGAGGUAUCAUCCAUCCUGGAAGAGAAGAUCUUGGGAGCUGACACUUCUGCGGACCUGGAGGAGACAGGACGUGUACUGUCCAUUGGUGACGGUAUUGCCAGAGUAUAUGGGCUGAGGAAUGUCCAAGCAGAGGAGAUGGUGGAGUUCUCUUCUGGACUUAAGGGAAUGUCUCUGAACUUGGAGCCUGACAACGUUGGUGUUGUAGUGUUCGGUAAUGACAAACUGAUUAAGGAGGGUGACAUUGUGAAGAGGACUGGUGCCAUCGUGGAUGUUCCUGUUGGUGAAGAACUGCUUGGCCGUGUGGUGGAUGCUCUGGGAAAUGCCAUUGAUGGAAAGGGUCCUCUGGGCUCUAAGACACGUAGGCGUGUGGGUCUGAAGGCCCCCGGUAUCAUCCCCCGUAUCUCUGUGAGGGAGCCAAUGCAGACUGGAAUUAAGGCUGUGGACAGUUUGGUACCCAUUGGCAGAGGCCAGCGUGAGCUGAUCAUUGGUGACAGGCAAACCGGAAAAACUGCUAUUGCCAUUGACACAAUCAUCAACCAGAAGCGUUUUAAUGAUGGUACAGAUGAGAAAAAGAAGCUGUACUGCAUUUAUGUCGCCAUCGGACAAAAGAGGUCCACUGUGGCUCAGCUGGUGAAGAGGCUGACUGAUGCUGACGCCAUGAAGUACACCAUUGUGGUCUCUGCUACUGCUUCUGAUGCAGCUCCUCUCCAGUACUUGGCUCCCUACUCUGGCUGCUCCAUGGGAGAGUACUUCAGAGACAAUGGCAAGCACGCUCUGAUCAUCUAUGACGACCUUUCCAAACAGGCUGUUGCUUAUCGUCAGAUGUCUCUGCUGCUGCGUCGUCCUCCUGGUCGUGAGGCCUACCCCGGUGAUGUGUUUUAUCUGCACUCUCGUCUGCUGGAAAGAGCUGCCAAGAUGAACGACAACUUUGGAGGUGGUUCCCUCACUGCCCUCCCUGUAAUUGAGACCCAGGCUGGUGAUGUGUCUGCCUACAUCCCUACCAAUGUCAUCUCCAUCACAGAUGGACAGAUCUUCUUGGAGACUGAGCUGUUCUAUAAGGGUAUCCGCCCAGCUAUCAACGUAGGUCUGUCUGUGUCCCGAGUUGGCUCUGCUGCCCAGACCAGAGCCAUGAAACAGGUGGCAGGCACCAUGAAGUUGGAGCUGGCUCAGUACCGUGAGGUGGCUGCUUUUGCUCAGUUUGGCUCAGACCUGGACGCAGCGACCCAGCAGCUUCUCAACAGAGGCGUCAGGCUCACUGAACUGCUCAAACAAGGGCAGUAUUCUCCAAUGGCAAUUGAGGAGCAGGUCGCUGUCAUCUAUGCUGGGGUCAGAGGUCAUUUGGACAAAAUGGAGCCCAGCAAGAUCACAAAGUUUGAGAAGGCUUUCCUCCAGCACAUCCUCAGUCAGCAACAAGAACUGCUUUCCACAAUCAGGGCUGACGGUAAGAUCUCCGAGGCCUCAGAUGCUAAACUCAAACAGGUUGUACUGAACUUCCUGUCCAGUUUUGAGUAAUGGAUCACACUUGUUGAUCAGCGAGUUUACCUGCUGGUGACCCCAUUAUUCUUAUGUAUGUAAACACUGAAAGCCAGAAUCUCCAUGUACAGGUUUCUCAAAAUAAAAUUUUAUAACCCUGCUGCAUUGUAAAAUUCUGCUGACUGUGCACUUCAAAUUUCAUGUCUGGCUCUGUACUAUUUGAGCAGAUUUGACCAUUGAUAGUAGCGUUGACAUGCGAGAACAAUCCAUCCUUGAAAUUUGUAUUGUCACACAGCUUCAGUGUAUUAAAAUAAAACCAGCAGACACACAGCGAUGCACUUCCUAACUGUUUAACUGCUGUGAUGAGGUGUUUCAGACUUCAUAUUAAGGAUGGUGAGCAGGUGCCGCAUGUUUGACAUGGCAGGUGUCUGUUUCUUCUGAGUGCAAGUAGUUUUUCACCUGUGGUUGAAACGGAGUGACAUGUUCAGUGUGAAGGUAAUAAACAUGGUGACAUUGUCACA
Thalassophryne amazonica is the source of this 2231-nucleotide messenger RNA. Its product is annotated as ATP synthase subunit alpha, mitochondrial-like. The record is from RefSeq and is a predicted model, not a curated record. Gene Ontology annotation, molecular function: proton-transporting ATP synthase activity, rotational mechanism; ATP binding; ADP binding. Gene Ontology annotation, biological process: proton motive force-driven ATP synthesis; proton transmembrane transport. The transcript has 11 exons. Bases 94 to 1749 code for a protein of 551 amino acids. Lineage: Eukaryota; Metazoa; Chordata; Actinopteri; Batrachoidiformes; Batrachoididae.